Messenger RNA from Yamadazyma jaroonii, 1230 nucleotides. The record is from the annotation of a GenBank genome assembly. NCBI's taxonomy places the organism in Eukaryota, Fungi, Ascomycota, Pichiomycetes, Serinales, Debaryomycetaceae.
AUGGAUACGGACAUCAUGAAUACUCCCAUUAAAAGGAUAUCGAAACUUUCGAUUAAAUCACCAAAUUUAAAACAGAUCAUGGUUGAUAAAGGUUAUAGUAAUACUAUAAGUGAUGUUGUAUUGAAUGAGAUGAAUAAAUACAUUGAUAUAGACGACUAUGAAUCACCGGAUGAUUCACCUAAGCAACAUAAUAAGUUUGACAGCAUUCACAAAUCAAGUUUUAGUAAGAUGGAAUCGAUAUCAGACCAUUAUACAGUGUAUCAAAAGAAGAAGAGGAGAACUUUAACAGGAAUAGAAGAGAGUCCAGUAUUCGAAGGUAACAGUGAACUAACUAGAAAGCCUUUGAGUCCAAUUAAGAGCUUAUCACCCACUAAGCAUUUAACUCCUAAUAUAAGUCCUGACACUCAUAAAGAAUUACCAAGUCCUAAUAGAAGUCAAAGUCCUAAUAAAAGUCCUAAUAAAAUUAGCCCCAGUAAGAAGUCUUACAAUUUAAAUGAUAUCUUGACAAGAAAGAUAUCUUAUCCAAAGUCUAGGACCCCAUCACCUUUGAAGGAUAAAUCUAAUUUACAGUCUAAGCCAUUACCAAAGGUACCUUCGAUGGUCACAGAGAAACCUAGAAUACCUUCAUUACAGCAUCAAAGUUCCAUUCCCAAGUUGCAAGCCAAGACAUCAGUUCCUUCAUUCAGACAGUCAAAUAUUAAAAGUUCCAUACCGACAGUGAAGAAUUCAAUAACGAGUCAAAACACUUCCAUACCCACAUUAAAUCACAAAAGUUCCAUACCCACAUUAAAUCACAAGAGUUCAAUACCAACCCUAAAUCACAAGAGUUCUACUCCUACAUUGAAUCACAAGAGUUCUAUUCCUACAUUGAAUCACAAGAGUUCUAUUCCUACGCUAAAUCACAAGAGUUCAAUCCCCACACUCAACCAUAAGUCUUCAAACACAUCCAUAAAUACAUCUAAGAUACCAACAUUACAGAAAAAACCAUCAUCAAUUAAUCAACCUAAAUUAUUUACCGACUUUGUCAAACCGAAGGCCAAUGUGGUCAAACCUAUCACAACGUUCAACCAAACCACCAAUGUCAACCAUUUUGGAUUUAACCCUAAUAAUGCCCAAUUUAAUGCCGAAUUCGAGAGAAAUUUGAAGAGGAAAUCAUCCAACCAAUCAUUAAGAUCAGUUACAUUUAAUUACGAAAGACCAACAUUUUCAUCAAGUAAAAAAUGUAAAUAG